Messenger RNA from Thecamonas trahens ATCC 50062, 907 nucleotides. RefSeq lists its product as uncharacterized. The transcript has a single exon. Lineage: Eukaryota; Apusomonadida; Apusomonadidae. The record is from RefSeq and is a predicted model, not a curated record. The coding region runs from base 1 to 867 and encodes 288 amino acids.
AUGCACGACGGAGAGGGCAAUGGGCUGGCAACGACAUACCUGGCGGCACACAGUGGACGUGCUGAACUGAGCUUGCCAAGCGUGCCCAACGGCCAUGUGGUGCGACCCAAGCAGACGCUCGAUGCGAGUGCGGUCAUCAAUACUGAGGCCCGCAACGCUUUCCAUGAGACGGAUGCGACGGCUGAAAAGGUGGUCGCCUCGCUGGCGGGUUCUGUCGUCACUCCCUCGCAGUAUGUGUACUCGGCGGCUGGCAAGGCUGCCAUUGCCCGCUCGGGCAUCCGCCCGCCGUCUGGCAGUGAUGGCGACGCCGGGCUCGACAGGCUCAUCCACCAGCUGACCGAGGACGACGAGAAUGGUGUCGUGGGAUACUUUUCUCGCACUGCGCCCAUCGAAGACGGCCGUCUCGGUGGAUCGCUCUCGGCCUACGCCGCUGCUGCCAACGCGUGGGAGGCAUCGGUGACAGAGGCCACGGCAGGCAAGGCGCUCGGCUUUGGUCGCUCUGCCAAGGAGGUCGAGGCCCAGAUCUCCGAGCUCAAGCGGCUCUCUACUCGCCCGAUCCUCAAGGCUGGCCGGCCGACCAUGCUCUCUACCUACGACGUGACAUUCAACAAGGACGACGCCAUCAGCGACGCCAUCGACGCCGCGCUCACCGCCCGCCUCGCCGCUCGGGCCCGCAACGCUGCCUCGUUUGUCGCCCCACCAGCCGCCGCCAGCGCGCCUGCUGGCACUGGCGGUAGUCAUGCUCCGGCCGCCUCCACCAAGCCGCAGCUCAACGAUCUGGUCCGCGACUCGAUGGUCCGCGGCGCCCUCGCCGAAGAGUAUGGCGAGCGUGUCGCCGAUGCUGCCCUACCGCUCCCGCGCGCAUGAUUCAUUCCCCACCCCCCACCUGGCAUAAAACCAUUCCCCC